AUGGGCAGCACCAUCAAGGAGGUAUUCCUCGGCAACGCAGAGAGCGGCAAAGAGGGGAUGAUCCCUUCAAACGUCUUUAAGGCGAUGGUGCGAACCGACAUUCUGCCUUUAAUCUUUUUCUCACUCCUCAUCGGCGCCGCUUUGUCCAUGCUUGGGGAUUUCGGCAAACCCGUCAUCGCUGUCAUGUCCGGACUAAAUGAGGCAGUGAUGAAAAUCGUCCACUGGAUAAUGUAUGUCGCGCCGCUCGGAAUCUUCGGUUUAGUCGCAGGCAGGAUCGGCGAGGCAAAGGGAUUCGCAGGCUUCUGGCCCGAACUCGUUGCCGUAGGUAAGUAUAGCGCGACAGUCGUUUUAGGGCUUGGUGUGCACGGUAUCAUCGUUUUACCGGUACUUCUACUCGUCCUCGGACGCAGAAAUCCGUUCAACUACUUCAAAGGCAUGGCAACCGCCUUACUCAACGCUUUUUCGACAGCGAGUUCAAGCGCAACCCUGCCCCUAACGAUGGAAGGUGUUGAGAAUCAGAACGGCGUUUCCAGACGCACCUCAAGUUUCGUCCUACCCUUGGGAGCAACUAUUAACAUGGACGGUACCGCACUCUAUGAGGCGGUGGCUGUCAUGUUCAUUGCACAAGUCUAUGCGAUUUCCAUGGAUCCAGCACAACAAAUCGUUGUUGUGCUUACCGCGACCUUGGCAGCAAUCGGUGCCGCAGGAAUUCCAGAAGCGGGGCUCGUCACAAUGGUUAUCGUACUUAGAGCCGUGGAUCUCCCAAUUGAAGGUAUAACGCUGAUUCUCUCUAUUGAUUGGUUACUUGACCGGUUCCGUACCACAGUGAAUGUCUGGGGUGACAGCAUCGGCGCAGGCGUAAUUGAAACGUAUGAAUCCAGAGAUUCAGCCGAUACCCCGGCAACGGCGUAA
Geodia barretti is the source of this 912-nucleotide messenger RNA. Lineage: Eukaryota; Metazoa; Porifera; Demospongiae; Tetractinellida; Geodiidae. The record is from the annotation of a GenBank genome assembly.